AACACCGGAGAGCGACAAGUAGCCUACGCCAGUAAUGUUGGGCUCAGAGGACCACGGAGAGACUCGUAAACGAAACGGUAGCGGAAUGAAGCGUCCAUUGAGUCCUGUUGAAGACGGGUUGCUGACUGAACAGACUGGGCAUGAGGGUGUGUCCUCUGAAGGGGUGGAGUUUACAAGACAGAAAGCCCCACCGAUAAACUCUCGUCCAAAGCGGGAGCGCAAACACAGGUCGUACACACUCUGUGAAGUGUGCAACAUUCAGCUGAACUCCGCAGCACAAGCACAGAUACACUACAAUGGCAAAACACACCAGAAAAGACUCAAACACAUAAACAACAACAACACAGGUACGGCUGCUCAUGGGAGCCCCCUGCUGGCCUCAUUACCGGUGCAGGGUCGCCUGCUGCAGACCCCUCUGGACCUGAAAAACUUCCUGCCCUUCCGGCUCAGUGGCUCCUCCCCCCUCAACCUGUUCCCCAACUUCAACACUAUGGACCCGGUGCAGAAGGCUGUGAUAAACCAUACAUUUGGUGUUCCUCAGUCCCUGAAGAAAAAACAGGUCAUCUCAUGCAAUAUCUGCCACCUGCGCUUCAACUCCACGAAUCAAGCUGAAGCUCAUUAUAAAGGCCAUAAACAUGCUCGUAAGAUGAAGGCAUUAGAGGCUCAGAAGAACAAACAGCAGAGACGACAACUCGACAACGCACAUCACAACCGAGACAGAGAGAAGGACCGAGAGAGGGACAGGGAGAGAGACAGCAACAGAGUGAAAACGAGCGCUCCGGAUCCACUUCCUGCCCUGCUGGAUGACACCGCCAUGGAGGAAACUGCUGCCUGUGACUCAGAUCCUGUCGUGAGGGUGGAUGAUGCUCACUCUAGUUCGGUGGUCCUGACACCUAUAUCGGAGGUGUCAUCUGCGGACCUGUCUGUCUCCUCCCCUCACUUCCAGAACCCGGACGGUCUGCUGGAACCCACCGGUGCCACCAGCGAGCCAGCCACUCAGCAGGACAACCCUACGGGGGACACACCGGCAGAGAAAGACCCCAAAAAGACCAAACAACAUCUGCAUUGCCCCAUCUGCAAAGUCACAGUCAACUCCACCACUCAGAUGGAUGCUCACAAUAGUGGCACCAAGCAUAAACUAAUGAUGGAAGGACAGAGUGUUUUGCCACGACGACGAGGGAAGGCAAUGUCGUCCCGCCCCUCAUGUAAAAGCAAGCGAUUGGCCAGUAAGGGGAGUGUGGGCGUGGCCAGCAAAAGCUUCUACUGUGAAGUUUGCGAGAUCCAUGUUAACUCUGAGGCUCAACUUAGCCAGCACAUGAACAGCCGAAGGCAUAAGGAUAGACUAGCUGGGAAGCCUCCGAAGCCCAAGUUCAACCCUCACGCCAAGAGCCAGCCUACCUCAGCAGCAUCGCAGGGUGUCAGAUGGAACGGUUAUGCGGGUGGUGCAGUGUCUGCUAUGAAGAAAAUUAUCAACCAAUACAAUCUGUCCUCUCUGUCCUCACAGACUAAACUGGUUCUACAGAAGCAAUUGACAAAAAAUCUGACCGCCAGCUUCCUUCCCACCCCCUUAACUCCACCCACCCUCUGCACAGUCGCAGCCAAUCCUCUCGCACUGCGACACCCGCCGGGCACUACUUUCAUUCAGACGCCCAUCCUCGGCCCUGCCCUCUUUAGGCCAGCGCCCGGACCUCUGAGAGCAACACACACUCCCAUCAUAUUUUCCCCUUAUUGAUCACCUCGAAACAAAACAAACACGCUCUUACAACAAGGCUGCACAUUCACGUGAUUUAGUUUUACGAUCCGUUCUCAGAACUGACGGUCUCUGUGCAAACUUCGUCCGUGCUCCCACUCUCUCCAAGCUGUAUACACUUAAGUAUAUAAACACAAGCACACACUCCCAUAGUGUUCCCUGUCCUCCUCAAAAACUGUGACUCUGAGAGGGUCACUCUUGAACUAUGCAGCAAAG
This is a messenger RNA of Sinocyclocheilus anshuiensis, 1966 nucleotides long. Its product is annotated as zinc finger protein 385D-like. Gene Ontology annotation, molecular function: zinc ion binding; nucleic acid binding. The coding region runs from base 35 to 1732 and encodes 565 amino acids. Lineage: Eukaryota; Metazoa; Chordata; Actinopteri; Cypriniformes; Cyprinidae. Gene Ontology annotation, cellular component: nucleus. The record is from RefSeq and is a predicted model, not a curated record. The transcript has 10 exons.